GGCAGUGAUAAAAUGUCUACUCUGGGACAUACUCAGAGAUAGAGAAGAAUCAAUUUGUCCAAGGUUGUCCGCAGUCUGUAGAUGAACCUGGAGAUAACAUUUAAGGCUCUUAGCAAUAACCAUGUUAAUCUUCAUUUAUCAUUAGUUCGUCCCUUUCAGCAGAAUUGGCCAGGAUCUGCCCGGCCAUUGCUGCUGAGAAGCAGCUGCCCUUCUGCCCUGCACGGCUCACCCCAUGACUUGGCUCAGACAGAGCUCCCCGUGGAAGGCCGGCCAGCCCUGGGGUGCGUUCCUUGCCCAGACAACGCUCCGACUCCCUGGUUGGCAUCAGGCUUGGUUUGCAUCAGACUUGGUUUGCAUCAGAAUCCUGAUCACCGCUGUGCCCUGACUUACUGCUGGGCGCUGACCUCUCCUGGACUCCUGAUCGCCAGCGCUGUCCUGGGUCCUGAAAUCUGCCCUGGCCUCUGGUGAUCCCACCCACUGCCUCCACCACCGCCACUGCCUCCACCACCGCCACAGCCCUGUCCUCAGCCUGCCGUUCCUGCCCUACCUUACAGCCCGUGCUAGCUUGUGAUGUUAUGUCCUGUACGACUUAAGCUAAGGAGUGGACACUGGAGCCAAACUGUCAUGGUUUGGACCCCCUCCCCACCACGGACUAGCCGUACAGCUCAAGGUCUCGAAUCUUGCUGGGCCUCAGCUUCCCCAGCUGUAAGAUGGGGACAGUGGCAUGCAGCUUCAGAAGCUCUCUCUCUGUGUGAGUGUGUGUUUGUGUGUGUGUGUGUGUGAUGUGCAUGUGUGCAUAUACAGCUCUCAUAACAGGGACAGGCCCUAUACAAGUGUUUACCUGAUAUCUCAGCAAGGAAUGUUCAUAGAUUUUCAAGGUGUUGCUUAAGCCAUCUGUUCCACCUAAACAAACCAAAGAAGAAAGAGGAACCAUAGACCUUACUGCUUUUAUCCAUUAUUUCUUUAUGGUUGUAGAUGAUGAAGAUGAUGAUGAUAAUGAUGAUGAUGAUAAAGACAGUAGGAACAAAAAAUUAUGAGCAUUUGCUUUGUGCAGCCAGUGUGCUCAGAGACCUCAUUAAAAUCUCGUAGCAACUCUGUGAAGUAGGUCUUAUAAUUAUUAUUGCUAUUUUCCUGAUGAGAAACAGACCUGAGCCAGUGGGUGGUAGAGGAAGAAUUAGAACACAGGACCAUCUUCCAACAGAGUGUGCCAAUGAAGGCAAUUAUUUACUUUAUUUAAUAUCUGGGUGGUGGUUCUGGUUAGCUGUGUCUAUGUAGAAGAGGCUGUUCCGCUCAUUGUUCCUCUUAAAAGAUUUCAUAUCAAAUUAUUUGGAGAAUGUAACAUCUUUUAAUGAAGAAGUAAAAAACUAAGCAUUGUAUGAAUUAUAAGCAUUCAAAUCUAUUGUGCCUUAAAAAUCAAACCUGAGUGAAAGGGUGACUUGGUUUGUCUUUUCCCAGUGGGGUAGGAGCUCUCUGUUGGCUAGGUGUGCCAAUGACAAACGUCUUUCCUAUCUGGAUGGCAGUUCAGUUGACUUACAAAGCCCAAUGAACUUGGAGAAAAGCGGAGUAUCGAGGAAGAAGGACAUAGACUUAAAAGAAAUUGUGUUUGUCAUCCAGAGUCAAAGUAAUUCUUUUCAUGCAAAGAGAGCAGAACAGUUAAAGAGAAGCAUUUUACAACAGGCUGCAGCUCUUACACAGGAACCCCCCAGAGUUCUUCUCACGCAUCAGCUGGUUGUGCAGGAAGGUGGUUGGACCAUUCUUCCGUUGCUGCUGCACUUUUCUCUAACAUACAGCAGAAAUUCAUCAUGGAUUUUCUUCUGUGAAGAAGAGACAAGAAUAAAAAUUCCACAACUCUUAAAAACACUCAGAAGAUAUGAUCCAUCCAAGGAAUGGUUUUUGGGAAAAGCAUUACAUGAUGAAGAAUCUACAAUAAUUCACCAUUACGCCUUUUCUGAAAAUCCUACAGCUUUUAAAUAUCCAGACUUUGCUGCUGGCUGGGCCCUUAGUUUUCCACUUGUAAACAAGCUUACCAGGAGGCUAAAGAGUGAAUCCCUGAAAUCCGACUUUACAAUAGAUUUAAAGCAUGAGAUUGCCCUCUACAUCUGGGACAAAGGCCACGGGCCUCCCCUCACGCCGGUGCCUGAGCUUUGUACAGAUGGUGUGGACCCCAGCUGUGCCACCACAUGCCAGUCUCUGCUGCCACUUUGUGGAAAUCCAGUGAAGAAGGAGGAUAUUUUUGUUGCAGUAAAAACAUGCAAGAAAUUUCAUGGCGACAGAAUACCCAUCGUAAAGCAGACCUGGGGAGGGCAGGCAAGCCUCAUCGAAUAUUACAGUGACUACGCAGAAAGUUCCAUUCCGACCGUCGAUUUGGGAAUCCCGAAUACAGAGAGAGGUCACUGUGGGAAGACAUUUGCCAUUUUGGAAAGAUUUUUGAAUCAUAGCAAUGACAAGAUAGCGUGGUUAGUGAUUGUGGAUGACGACACAUUAAUAAGUAUCUCCAGGCUCCAGCACUUGCUCAGCUGUUAUGACUCCAGCGAGCCCGUGAUUCUCGGUGAACGCUACGGCUACGGACUGGGGACAGGUGGCUAUAGCUACAUCACCGGCGGAGGAGGGAUGGUCUUCAGCAGGGAAGCCGUCAGGAGACUUCUCGCUAGCAAGUGUCGCUGCUACAGCAACAGUGCUCCGGACGACAUGGUGCUGGGAAUGUGCUUCAGUGGCUUGGGCAUCCCCGUGACGCACAGCCCCCUCUUCCACCAGGCGCGGCCAGUGGACUACCCCAAGGCUUACCUUUCUCACCAAGUCCCCAUCUCCUUCCACAAACACUGGAACAUCGAUCCCGUGGAGGUGUACUUCACGUGGCUGGCACCCCGCGAGGGAGCCCAGGCCGGACCAGAGACCCAGCAGCGCUGGAAGGAGGAGCUGUGAGGGCGGCCCUGGGGGCCGGGGCGGGAGGCCGUGGAAGUGGGGCUGGCAUGAGCCGGCUGUGCUGUGUGCAGACUGCCUCCGUGUGCCAGGCGCCUCGGACCCUUCCCGGCUUUACGUGGAAACUCUGUUGUCUGUGUUGAGAGGGGAAAGAGAGGAAUCAUGUAGGGGCACAGCAAUUUUUUUUUUUUUCUGGGAAAAAUCACAUGCUUCUGAAUUACGCAGUUAUCGUAAUGCACAAUGAUUAUUGUGCAUCUUCAGGCUGUGAUGCAGCAGCUUUAUUACUGUCAUGUAAAAUAAAUGGUACUAUAAGUCUCUUCCCUGUCCCCUCUAUUUGUUAAACGAACGUUUCAGUCGGGCAAGACAGUGGCGAGACGUGACUCUCUGCCAUCCCAUAUGUGUAUAUAAAGAACAGUGGAAUUCUUUUGACAUGGGUAUUGCCAGUGGUAUGAACUUUUAAACUGUUAUUGAUGAUGAAGAUUCUUUCCUGGGAACUCAGCAGGAGUGAUGCUAAACAUCCUAAAAGCCUAGAAAUGAAAUCCUCCGUGAUCGGUUACCGCCGUUGUUCUGUUUUCGCUUUUCUUUUGCUGUUUGUGCCUCAUAAAAAGAGAAUGAGAGGACUUCUAGAGCUUUCUAUUUGUUUAGUGGUUUGUCUCUGUUCUAUUUCUCCCCGAAGCCCUAUCUUUAUGGCCUGCUUAUGAUGCAAAAGUAUAUGGAUGCUGGAAAAUAGUGUCCUCAGUAUUUAUCAACAGUGUUGGAGUGUUUUAUUCAAGUCAGUGAGCUCUGUGGAAGUCUCAGGUACUGAAAUGCAUUUGUGACUGAUGUUUUGCCCUUUUUUUUCUCUGAGUGUUCCUGGAAGACCCUCUGCUGACUGAGAACAGAUCACUCCAGGGUACAGCGAGACCCUAAUGGAGGAACAGAAUGUUGGUCUGGCAACUGCUCUGGUUCUUAAAGAAAGAAAUUUGAACAUAGUGUUUUGAAAUACAUCUAACCUUCACAUCAUGUCUUUAAUAUAUGGUAACUUAACACAUCUGGUUUUCAUGUGUAAAAAGUACUCUUUUUUUAAAUGUUUUUAAUUAUAUAAUUCAGUUUUGUAAAAUGAUUUGCAUAAGAUUUGAUUUUAAUAUGUUGUAAUCUAAUUUUGGUAUAGUAAAAUACUUUCCUCUUUUUUUCUUUGUCUCUCUCUCUUUUUUAAAAUAAAAAUGCCUUUCGUCAACUUUGCUUGUAAUGCUUUUAUAGCCAAGCAGAGGGGUUUAAAACCAGACCUCCAAAAGUCAUGUGUGUGUGUGUGUGUGUGUGUGUGUGUGUGUGUGUGUAUGUGUUUCUUAGAGUUGACUCAUUUCCAAAAUAAUGCAAUAGCAUUUACCAGUUCUUGAAACUAGCAGAUACCAGGAUUGGUGUGUUUUGAUGAUAACUGAAUGCAUUGGACUCAUUUUUUUGAGUGUGGAUUUUGUGGCCCAUCCGAGUAAUGGAUCGGAGACCAUCACGUGGGUGAGAGGUGCCGUGGAGAUGUAUUCAUCUCAUCAAGCUGCUGCAGUGGCCUUGGCAUUGCUGCCACAGUAAUGGGGAUUGUUAUCCUUGCUACGUCGCAGUUGCCUGCAUGUCCCCUGUAGUGGCAGCUCCUGGAGGGCCAUGGCCGCCAAGCCAGUGGGGAAGAGUCUUCAGUUAUCUCUACUUGUGCCUACUAAUUGUUACCACUCAGAGAACAGCCUGCUCACCAGGAUUGAGCCUGGCAUCUCUAAACGAAGAUCCCAUGUCGAGCUUUCGUCUGUGUUCUGAUCAGUGCCUUCUGCUGGUGCUGGAGCACUGCGUCUGGUGCUUUUAGGUAUUUUAUUCUUUAUGUUUACCUUUUGGAACUAUGUAAGCCUAACCAUGAAUAAAAUUUAUUUGC
Molecule: messenger RNA, 4810 nt
Organism: Choloepus didactylus (southern two-toed sloth)
Lineage: Eukaryota; Metazoa; Chordata; Mammalia; Pilosa; Megalonychidae
Gene: B3GLCT
Product: beta 3-glucosyltransferase
Exons: 14
Coding region: 1543-2922 (459 amino acids)
Cellular component (GO): membrane
Molecular function (GO): acetylglucosaminyltransferase activity
Source: RefSeq, a predicted model, not a curated record